Messenger RNA from Cylindrotheca closterium, 1011 nucleotides. NCBI's taxonomy places the organism in Eukaryota, Bacillariophyta, Bacillariophyceae, Bacillariales, Bacillariaceae. The record is from the annotation of a GenBank genome assembly.
AUGCACAGCAUUGGGACCACACUUCGCGUCCUGGAGCAGGGAACACCGUGGUCAAACCGUGCUGAACUCUAUGUUGGAUUGAUAAAGGCGGCAGUCUGUCGUGAUAUGCGGACCUCCAACUGCCCCUUGGUUUUCUGGGACUAUUGUCUUGAACGUCACGUAACCAUCAACAACCUGACUGCAAAGAAUCUCUUUCAAUUGCAUGGAAAGGUUCCGGAGGAAACUAUCACUGGCCAGGCUGGUGAUAUCUCCAAUGUUGCUCAGUUUGAUUAUUAUGAAUGGUGCUAUGCGAUGGAAAAUGAGGCUGGCUUCCCCUCAAAUAAGGAAGUACUUGGACUUUGCCUAGGGCCUGCGACAGGCGAGAGUAACAAAAUGUGUCAAUGGGUUUUGAAACCGAAUGGUAGAGCUGUCUCACGACAAACAGUUUGCCCUCUCACGUCUGGAGAGCUUCAUUCUGACAUGGAAAUCAAGAAGCACGAUGCUUUUAACAAAUUAAUUGAAGCCCGCUUUGGCAACACACUUGGUCGUCAACGAAAGAAUGUACCUCUUCCAGAGGAGGAGGAGGAAGAUGAGUGGGCUACCUACCAAGAUGACGAUGAAUUUUCAAAACCAAUACCUGACAAUGAAGACUAUGUUGACAUUCAUGGACGUCUCAUCAAUCAGCAGCCGGUGUAUGAUCUGCUCCUAAAUGCUGAGAUCAAGAUUCACACGGAUGGUGAACAAAUUUCCAUUGGAAAAGUCAAACAACGAGUCACAACUCCUGAAGGAAAACAGAUGGGAACCUACCAUCCCAAUCCAGCGCUGAAUACCAUCAUGUAUGAGGUUGAAUUUGACGAUGGAACGGUCAGGGAUUAUGGAGCAACUACCAUUGCCGAAAACCUUCUCACGCAGGUGGAUGACAAUGGAUACUUGAACACGAUGUUCAAGGCCAUUGUUGACUACAAGAAAGAUCCAAAGGUGGCUGUCUCAGAGGAAAAGUCUUAUGUCAUUAGCAAGAAUGGACAGAGAUGA